UGCAGUGGCAGCUCAUCAUCUCACUGAGGAAACGGGCUCAUCUUCACUCAGGACCAAAAUGCUCUUGGAGUCAAACCACAGCGUGACCUUUAACCUCAGCACGCCGGCCCCCGGCGGAGGCUGCCCCCCGGUGGGGAUCCAGCUGGAGGGCGUGAUCCUGCCCCCGGUGCUGACGGUGGACGUGGUGCUGGGGCUGCUGGGUAACGUCCUGGCCCUGUGGAUCUUCUGCUGGAAGCUCCCCAGCUGGAGCCCCAACAGCCUGCUGCUCUUCCAGCUGGUGGCGGCCGACUUCCUGGCCCUGCUCAGCCUGCCGCUGAGGAUCCACGCGCUGCUCGCCGGCCACUGGGUGUUCGGGGACGCCAUGUGCCGCCUCAACCUCUUCCUCAUGUUCACCAACCGCUCCGCCAGCAUCGCGCUCAUGACCGUGGUGGCCAUCUACCGCUACUUCAAGGUGGUCCAUCCCCACCACCGUUUAAACCGCAUGACCAAGCGGCAGGCCGGGUGGGUGUCGGCGGCGGUGUGGCUGCUGGUGGUGGCUCCUCGGGCGCCCAUGUUGGCCUACAGCCACAUCAAAGGCAGCGGCAACGGCACGCAGUGCUUCUUCUUCACCUCCUACAAAGAGAGCUCCCGCGCCCUGCUGGCGCUGGUCGCCACGCACCGCCUCCUCACCGUGCUGGAGUUCGUGUUCCCGUUCGCCCUGCUGCUGUUCUGCUCCCUGCGAAUCGCCGGGUUCCUGCGCCGGCGGCAGAUGGGGAAGCCGGACAAGGUGCGCAAGGCCAUCCGGGUGUGUGUGGUCAUCAUCGCGGUGUUCCUGGUGUGCUUCCUGCCCACCACCGCCACCACCGUCGGGCUGUGGGCGGUGCGCUCCUUCCGCCCGUGGGACUGCGCCGCCUUCUACACGCUCACCCAGCUCACCAUCGUGUCGUUCGGGCUGAACUUCCUGAACUCGGCGCUGGACCCGCUGGUCUACGUCUUCUCCAGCUCCACGUUCAGGAAGGCUCUGGUCUCCUCGCUGCCCCGCCGCCUGCGCUGCCAUCAGGACGCCGCCACGUCGGAGACGUCAGGAACUCAGUCCACGAGCGAGCAGGAGCUGAAGUCCAUGAGGGCGGAGCGGGGCAGCGAGGCACGGUGAUCCACUGCU
This is a messenger RNA of Salarias fasciatus (jewelled blenny), 1141 nucleotides long. Its product is annotated as hydroxycarboxylic acid receptor 2-like. Lineage: Eukaryota; Metazoa; Chordata; Actinopteri; Blenniiformes; Blenniidae. The record is from RefSeq and is a predicted model, not a curated record. Gene Ontology annotation, cellular component: plasma membrane. The coding region runs from base 59 to 1132 and encodes 357 amino acids. Gene Ontology annotation, biological process: G protein-coupled receptor signaling pathway. Gene Ontology annotation, molecular function: leukotriene receptor activity. The transcript is spliced from 3 exons.